Populus nigra (black poplar) is the source of this 2302-nucleotide messenger RNA. Its product is annotated as nucleobase-ascorbate transporter 7-like. NCBI's taxonomy places the organism in Eukaryota, Viridiplantae, Streptophyta, Magnoliopsida, Malpighiales, Salicaceae. Gene Ontology annotation, cellular component: plasmodesma; plasma membrane. Bases 522 to 2126 code for a protein of 534 amino acids. The transcript is spliced from 14 exons. The record is from RefSeq and is a predicted model, not a curated record. Gene Ontology annotation, molecular function: transmembrane transporter activity. Gene Ontology annotation, biological process: transmembrane transport.
UUGAGGGGGGCAGAUUCCUUUGGUUUGCGCAGAGAGGGAGAGGGAGGUGUAUGUUUUGGUUUCUUUCUGAUCACUUUGGGAGAGACUAGCUUUUGCUUUUUUCCUCUCUUUCUUUUUCUCUGCCUUCAUUCACACUCACCUUUAUUACAUUGCUUGCUCACCAAGUGGACAGCUUGGUUCUUUUCUUGGUUGUCGUACUACGCUAUAUAUAGCACCACCAUGUUUCUUACUGCAGUUCCUUGUACCUUUUCUUUCUGCUAAUUUCACUGCUGCAACCCUGUUUUCUCUUACUAAUUAGUACAACUAUCAUUUCACUCACCUUUCCUUUGAAUCAGGGCUGGGCCUCUUAUCUUAUUAGCUGGUUUUCUGGGUUUUCUUUCGUUCUUUUUUUUGUUCGUUUUGGGAGAUUGUGACAUCUGGGUUUUAGUGGUUUGUUAUUUGUUGUUAGGGUUUUACUAUAUAUAUUUUUGUGAGAGAUUUGGGAUAGAAGGAGCAAAAGGAGCAGCAAAGAGAGAAAGGACAUGGCAGGAGGUGGAGGACCCGCGCCACCACCAAAGCAGGAAGAGCUGCAGCCACAUCCUGUUAAGGAUCAGCUUCCAAAUAUUGCUUACUGCAUUACUAGCCCUCCUCCUUGGCCUGAGGCAAUUCUUCUUGGCUUCCAACAUUACUUGGUCAUGCUUGGGACAACAGUGCUCAUACCCACUACUCUUGUUCCUCAGAUGGGGGGCAGAAAUGAGGAAAAGGCGAAGAUGAUUCAAACAUUGCUAUUCGUGGCUGGAUUAAAUACGUUUUUGCAAACAUUGUUUGGUACUCGCCUGCCUGCUGUUAUUGGAGGUUCCUAUAGCUAUUUGCCGACAACCAUUUCGAUUGUCUUGGCUGGUCGAUACAGUGCCAUUGUGGAUCCUGUCGAGAAAUUUGAAAAGAUAAUGCGUGGAAUUCAAGGUGCCCUCAUUGUUGCCUCAACUCUUCAGAUUGUUGUUGGCUUCAGUGGCCUUUGGAGAAAUGUUGCAAGGUUCUUGAGUCCAUUAUCUACCGUUCCUUUGGUUGCUCUAUCUGGAUUUGGGCUUUAUGAAUUUGGUUUCCCCUUGCUUGCAAAAUGUGUGGAGAUUGGACUACCACAGAUCAUCUUUCUUUUAAUAUUCUCUCAGUACAUGCCCCAUUUGAUACGAGGGGAGAGGGCUGUAUUUGAUCGGUUUGCUGUUAUAUUCUCUGUGGUCAUUGUGUGGAUUUAUGCUCACCUCCUUACUGUCAGUGGGGCAUAUAAGAAUGCAGGACCCACAACCCAAACUAGCUGCCGAACUGACCGAGCAGGAAUUAUAGGUGCUUCUCCUUGGAUAAGAGUUCCAUACCCUUUCCAAUGGGGAGCUCCUACUUUUGAUGCCGGAGAGGCUUUUGCAAUGAUGGCUACUUCAUUUGUUGCACUAGUAGAGUCCACUGGUGCCUUCAUUGCUGUAUCUAGGUAUGCAAGUGCAACUCCAGUUCCACCUUCUAUACUUAGCCGUGGUGUUGGUUGGCAGGGAGUUGGAAUUCUCUUUUCCGGCAUAUUUGGAACUGGGAGUGGAUCAUCAGUAUCUGUUGAAAAUGCUGGAUUGUUGGCAUUGACACGUGUUGGAAGUCGAAGGGUUGUUCAAAUAUCAGCAGGGUUCAUGAUUUUCUUUUCCAUUCUUGGAAAAUUUGGAGCUGUUUUUGCUUCAAUUCCAGCUCCAAUUAUUGCAGCUUUAUAUUGCCUUUUCUUUGCCUACGUUGGUUCAGCAGGUCUCAGUAUCCUCCAGUUCUGCAACCUAAACAGCUUCAAAACGAAGUUUAUUCUUGGGUUCUCUGUUUUCAUGGGCCUUUCAAUACCACAAUACUUCAAUGAGUACACAGCAAUUCAUGGUUAUGGCCCAGUCCACACUGGUGCAAGAUGGUUCAAUGACAUGAUCAACGUGCCAUUCUCAUCAGAACCUUUUGUUGCUGGCUUCUUGGCAAUGUUCUUGGAUGUCACGUUGCAUAAAAAAGACACAACAACCAGGAAGGACAGAGGGAUGCACUGGUGGGACAGGUUCCGGUCAUUCAAGACAGACACAAGAAGUGAAGAAUUUUAUUCUCUGCCUUUCAAUCUCAACAAGUUCUUCCCGUCAGUGUGAUCUUCCGACAUCUAAUUUUGAACUUAUAUUGGUGGCUCUCAUGCCCUCGCAUGUCUCGUUUUGGGCACUACACUACUAGAUGAGCCUUUUCUCCUCAUUUCAGAUCAACAAAACAAGUAAACUUCAGUGGUAUAAAUGUAUGUAUAAUUAUUGUUUAAUUCUUUACUUUUCUUCUA